Messenger RNA from Drosophila busckii, 1327 nucleotides. It is a transcript of the gene sinah, whose product is annotated as probable E3 ubiquitin-protein ligase sinah. The record is from RefSeq and is a predicted model, not a curated record. Gene Ontology annotation, cellular component: cytoplasm. NCBI's taxonomy places the organism in Eukaryota, Metazoa, Arthropoda, Insecta, Diptera, Drosophilidae. Gene Ontology annotation, biological process: multicellular organism development; proteasome-mediated ubiquitin-dependent protein catabolic process. The coding region runs from base 263 to 1201 and encodes 312 amino acids. Gene Ontology annotation, molecular function: ubiquitin protein ligase activity; zinc ion binding; ubiquitin conjugating enzyme binding. The transcript has a single exon.
UGAGACUUGAUACUAUUUUUAUAACAGACCUAAAUUGCCAGGCGUACGAAAAAUUAACUCUAAAUCUUUCGAUUUUAUUUAUCUUCCUUUUUUUUAUAUAAAAGCCUCUUCCCCUAAACUUGCACAAUUAACUCUCUUGACAUAUAAUUUCGUUAUAUAAAAAUCGUUCGCUCUAGACGCGCCGCGCUAAAUUAUUUUAGUCUGAAUAGUUCGUACUUAAUACAUUUUUAGGGAAAACAAUAGAAAUUCUCGAUCUCGCAUUAUGCAGUCACGUCGUCCACAGGCGCUGACGCUGCCCAUGGAUCAGAGCAUCGUAUUAGCGGGGGAUAUUGAGAGCAGCAACGUUGGUGGUGGUGGUGGUGCUGGCAGCUGCAGCAACAACACCAAUGGUGAUGCCACCGAUUCCGCCAAGCCCCCGGAUCUGGCAACCAGAGACUUUCUGAUUGCGCUGCUGGAGUGUCCCGUUUGCUUUGGCUACAUGAUGCCACCGAUUAUGCAGUGCUCGCGUGGUCAUCUCAUUUGCUCGCAGUGCCGCAACAAGCUGAGCGUUUGUCCCGUUUGCCGUGUGCCCAUGAGCAAUAUACGCAACCUGGCCAUGGAGAAGGUCGGCUCCAAGCUGAUCUUUCCAUGCAAGCACGCUUGCUAUGGCUGCCGCAAUCGUCUGUCCUAUGCGGACAAGAAGGCGCACGAGGAGGACUGCGAGUUUCGUCCGUAUUUCUGUCCGUAUCCGGACGACAAAUGUGUUUGGCAGGGCGCUCUCAAGGAUGUUUACAAGCAUUUCGUUAGCACGCAUCAGAAUGUCAUCACAAUGGAGGGCACGGACAUCAUUUUCUUGGCCACCAAUGUAAAUCAAGUGGGCGCGCUGGAUUGGACCAUGAUACAAUCAUGCCAUGGACGGCAUUUUCUGCUGUCGCUAGAGAAGGUGCAGCUGGGUGAGGGCUGCCAGCAGUAUUUUGCCGCCUGUCGCAUGAUCGGCACCAUGCGCGAUGCCGCUGACUUUGAUUAUCUCAUCUCGCUGGAGGCCAACAAUCGAACGCUCAAGUGGAAGUCCAAGCCACGCUCCAUACGUGAGAGCUUUGUUACCUACACGAACGCUGACUUCCUGGUGCUCAACAAGUCGACGGUGGAGCUGUUCUCCGAGGACGGCAACUUGGCUUUGAAUAUCAUUAUCAAAAAGUCAAAUAAUGGCGACCAAGACUAAAAAUUCGCACCUCCCAAAGUCAGCUAAACUCUAGUCUUCAAGUCUUAGCCAGUGUAUAAUUAUAUUUGAAUAUUCUCCGUGUGCUCGCAAAUUGUAAAUAACUUGUAAAUGCCUCUUGGCCAGAUA